AUGGAAAUACUCAAGCAACUUCACAUCAACAUACCUUUGAUAAAAGCUAUUGAACAAAUGCCAAAUUACUCCAAGUUCAUGAAGGACAUGCUUAUUAAAAGAAAGAGAUUGGGAGAAUUUGCCACUAUUGCACUUACUCAAGAAUGUAGUCAAUUGGUGCAAGGCAAGCUCCCUCCCAAGUUAAAAGAUCCUGGAAAUUUCACUAUACCUUGCAACAUUGAUGACUUAUUUGGUGGAAAAGCACUAUGUGACUUAGGGGAAAGCAUUAAUCUUAUUCCUUUGUCCAUAUUCAAGAAGCUAGGGAUAGGUGCAUCCUGGCCUACAACCAUCACUCUGCAGUUGGCAGACAAGAGCAUUUGUUAUCCCCAAGGAAAUAUUGAAGAUGUUCUGGUCAGGGUUGACAAAUUUGUAUUUCCAGCUGACUUCAUCAUAAUGGAUUUUGAUGCUAAUGAAGACAUUCUCAUUCUGUUGGGAAGACAUUUCCUUGCUACAGUAAGGACAUUAAUUGAUGUGGAAAAAGGUGAACUCACUAUGAGGGUAAAUGGUCAACAAGUGGUGUUUAAUGUGAUGAAUGCACUACAAUAUCCAGAAGAAGAGGUUGCUGAUUGUUUAAUGAUUUCCUAUUGGGAUAGAAUUGUUCACAAAAGCUUGCUGAAGUCCAUUGAUGUCCUGACUCAAGAGCUGGGAAAGGUGAAAGAGAUAUUGCAAGAAGGAAUCAUGUAUGGUCCCAUGAAUCAAUCAGUUGUGAAGAAGGAACAUAUGGAAGAAUUUGAUUUAAAGGCUGAUCAAAAUCCACAUUCACCAUCCAUAGAGGUUCCUCCUGAGUUAGAAUUGAAGCAACUUCCUGCCCAUCUUUAA
Vicia villosa (hairy vetch) is the source of this 858-nucleotide messenger RNA. RefSeq lists its product as uncharacterized. The transcript has a single exon. The coding region runs from base 1 to 858 and encodes 285 amino acids. NCBI's taxonomy places the organism in Eukaryota, Viridiplantae, Streptophyta, Magnoliopsida, Fabales, Fabaceae. The record is from RefSeq and is a predicted model, not a curated record.